Molecule: messenger RNA, 813 nt
Organism: Ylistrum balloti
Lineage: Eukaryota; Metazoa; Mollusca; Bivalvia; Pectinida; Pectinidae
Product: 5-deoxy-glucuronate isomerase-like
Exons: 1
Coding region: 1-813 (270 amino acids)
Biological process (GO): inositol catabolic process
Molecular function (GO): glucuronate isomerase activity
Source: RefSeq, a predicted model, not a curated record
AUGCUUAUCUAUAACAAGACUACAUUUCAGGAAGGCUACAACGCCAUUACAGAAUUAGAUGGCGUACACUCACAGAUGCACAUGGAUUUCGGUAUACUCAAACUCUCACGUGGGGCGGUGUUCCAUUCAAAAGAAGCAAAAGAACGGGCCUUUCUUCUUAUGGAUGGUUCUAUCGCAUUCAAGUAUGCAAACAAGAAGAAUAUUGCUAUGCGCAAUUCGCUCCUAGACGAGCUUCCCCAUGUGUUGCAGGUUCCUAAAGGAGCAGAGGUAACACUCGUAGCCCACGAAGAUUCAGAACUCUGUGUGCAAAAAGCAAUAAAUAAUACAGACUUUGAGGCGGUGUAUUACGCCCCCGAGCAUAUACGUCAGCAAAGAUUUGGUGAAGGAACCAUGCAGGAUAGCUCAACAAGAAUAGUACGAACUGUAUUUGAUGCUAAGAAUGCAACGUUUUCAGAAAUGGUACUGGGCGAAGUUAUCAAUUUUCCUGGUAAGUGGUCAAGUUAUCCUCCACACAAGCACCCACAACCCGAGAUAUAUCAUUACAGAUUCCCCGACGCACCAAGCCAGGGAUUUGGAUUUGGGCAAGUAGGCGAGAAUGUAUAUGCAAUAGCACAUGAAUCAACUAUGAUCAUAGACCCCUGGCUUGUUCACCCCCAAGUAGCAGCACCGGGCUACCCUAUGUACUAUAUUUGGAUGAUAGCUCAUACAGAAGGCGAAAAAUUUGGACCCAACAGUAGGCAGUUUGUUGAUGAGCAUGCAUGGCUUUUGGAUCCAAAAGUAAAGAUUUGGAAAGAUACGAGGAGCAAGGAAUGA